Molecule: messenger RNA, 2597 nt
Organism: Gracilinanus agilis (Agile Gracile Mouse Opossum)
Lineage: Eukaryota; Metazoa; Chordata; Mammalia; Didelphimorphia; Didelphidae
Gene: SLC26A6
Product: solute carrier family 26 member 6
Exons: 21
Coding region: 24-2300 (758 amino acids)
Biological process (GO): transmembrane transport
Cellular component (GO): membrane
Molecular function (GO): bicarbonate transmembrane transporter activity; chloride transmembrane transporter activity; oxalate transmembrane transporter activity
Source: RefSeq, a predicted model, not a curated record
UUGGACCAGGACUCUGCCCAGCCAUGGGGCCGCCCGGGUCUAGGGACACACAGGCCUUAUUGGCUUCUCAGGAACCGUCAAUGGAGAAGUCAGAGAUGGAGCUGGGCCCCCAGCAGUGUGACUACCAUGUGGACAGGCAGAUACUGAACGAGCAGGCUCUGGAGGAGACGGGGCAGAGAAGCCGGAGUGCCAAGCCUUUCAGAUUCACUCCUCCCAGGUUGGAGUGUUCAAAAGCCAUAGCCUGGGCCACCUUACAACGCUUCCUACCCAUUCUCACCUGGCUACCCCAUUACCCGGCACGGGAGUGGCUCCUGGGGGACCUGCUAUCUGGCCUCAGUGUGGGCAUUGUACAGCUGCCACAGGGACUGGCCUAUGCCCUCUUAGCUGGGCUGCCCCCUGUCUUUGGCCUGUAUAGCUCUUUCUACCCUGUCUUUGUCUACUUUUUAUUCGGUACCUCCCGGCACAUUUCUGUGGGGACCUUUGCUGUUCUGUCAGUGAUGGUGGGCAGUGUGACUGAGGCCCUGGUUCCCAGUGAUUCUUUUAUGGGCCCUGGAAAUAGCUCAGUAAAUGUGUCAGCCAGAGAUGCUGCCCGUGUGGAAGUGGCCUCAGCCCUGAGUCUUCUAGUUGGUGUUUUCCAGAUAGGACUGGGCCUGAUACACUUUGGCUUCGUGGUGACAUACCUGUCAGAACCCCUGGUUCGUGGCUAUACCACGGCUGCCUCUGUCCAGGUGCUCGUGUCCCAGCUCAAGCAUGUAUUUGGUCUUGAGCCUGAAGACUACUCAGGGCCCCUGUCCUUGAUCUAUAUAUUGUUGGAUAUCUUAUGGAAGUUGCCAAAAAGCAAUGUGAGCACUGUUAUUGUUGCUCUUGUGGCUUCAGUCCUGCUCUUGGCCAUGAAGAUGAUAAACCAAAAACUGGGCAAGAAGCUGCCUGUACCUCUACCAGCUGAACUCAUCAUGCUCAUCGGAGCCACAGCGAUCUCUUUUGGAGUCGGCCUGAAUCACAAGUUUGGGGUGGGCAUCGUGGGUGACAUCCCUGCAGGACUGAUACUUCCUCGGAUGCCUGACCAUCACCUCUUUAAAAAUCUCGUGGGGAAUGCAUUUGCCAUGGCUGUGGUUGGUUUUGCUAUUGCCAUCUCCCUUGGCAAGAUCUUUGGAAUGAAGCAUGGCUAUGAGGUGGAUAACAACCAGGAACUGAUUGCUCUUGGCCUCAGUAACUUCAUCGGUGGCUUUUUUCAUUGUUUUCCUAUAAGCAGCUCCAUGUCCCGGAGCUUGGUGCAAGAAGGUGCUGGGGGGAACACACAGAUUGCUGGGGCCAUAUCCUCCCUCCUCAUCCUGAUUGUCAUUGUCAAAGUGGGAGUGCUUUUCAAUCACCUUCCUAAAGCCAUCCUGGCUGCUAUUGUCAUCAUUAACCUCAAGGGCAUGUUCGUCCAAUUCUCUGAUAUCAAAUCUCUAUGGAAAUCGAACAGGGUGGACUUGUUGAUCUGGUUGGUGACCUUUGUGGCUACUGUCUUGUUGAACCUGGACAUUGGUCUGGCUGUUGCUAUAGGCUUUGCCCUGAUCUCUGUCAUCUUCCGCACUCAGCUACCGCAUUACUCUAUCCUGGGGCAAGUGCCAGACACGGACAUUUACAGAGAUGUGACUGAGUAUAAGGAGGCCAAAGAAGUCCCAGGAGUAAAGAUUUUCAGCUGUUCAGCCACUUUGUACUUUGCCAAUGCUGAAUUCUAUAGGCAAGCCCUCAAGGAGAAGAUUGGUCUGGAUGUCGACUACCUCAUCUCCAAGAAGAAGAAACUGAUCAAGAAGCAAAUAUGGAAUGCAAAGAAAUUACAGAAAGGAAAAAAACAAAAGAAAAAUGAUAUCCAAAAAGUAUCCUUAGAUUCUUCAAGAUCUACUGGUAUGAACAUUAAAAUUGAUGAAAUGGAGACUGGGAAUGCCAUGGAGGAUGGUGUUGCAAACAAGCCAUCAGUCAGUGAGAAAGGCUCCUCCACAUUCACCCUGGAGACACUGGGCCUCCCCCAGCCCAACUUCCACACUCUUAUUUUGGAUCUGGGGACUCUCAACUUUGUGGAUACCGUGUGUAUCAAGACCUUGAAGAAUAUUAUCCGUGAUUUCCAGGAGGUUGAGGUGAAAGUGUAUUUGGCUGGCUGUCAUGGCACUAUGAUCGCUCAAUUUGAGUCUGGGAACUUCUUUGGAGACUCCAUUACUAAGGGCCACCUCUUCGUUUCCAUCCAUGAUGCUGUCACCUUUGCCCUUAAGCAGUCAGGAUCCAGAGUUGUAAAGACUGUCGUGGCCACUAGAAUGUGAUACUUCUCUCAGCUGCUGUUGUUGCUGUGUGAUCUACACACCCCUUGAUAGGGGUUGGGGGAGAUUCAGAACAUGCUCUGUGGAGAGGGCUGUCCUCUUCCAUCCCUCACGGAACAUCACCCUCCUCCUCCGCACUUAAGGAUGGAGACUUUGGGGUCUGGGGUGGGAGAACAUGAAGCCAAGACAUGUGGAGAGAUGGAGGUGUCCUUUCUCUAGCUCAGCCCAACUGCACAUUGCUGUUGAGGGGCUGGGGACAGGUUUUAUAUGACUUUAUGAGAAUAAAAUAUUUGGCCUUGA